GAAACACCCAUUACAAAACAGCAUGUACUAUUAGCUAACACUCUGUAGUAGCAAGAAAAGGGAACGUACAAAACAGCUGGGUGAUUGCCUUGAAAUGUAGCGUUUUAACUCAAUAGUUAAUGCAAGAGUCUGUACUUAUUUAUUUUAAACCCGCGUGCUGUCUGUUUCACCAGACGGUUUAGGCGAGAAUCCUACGGAACUUGAGACCCUGCGGAACAUCUCGAGAAGACGACGUUGCUACGUGCUAGGCUAGCUAGCUACCUACUUGGGGUGCGUGUUGAGGGACAGAUAAUAACAAAAUAUUGAAUAUUGUUUUAAGCUAGCUAGCCAGAUUAUUCAAUAAUGCCCAGCAAAAAGAAGAAAUACAACGCCAGAUUUCCACCGGCAAGGAUUAAGAAGAUUAUGCAGACUGAUGAAGAAAUAGGCAAAGUGGCUGCAGCAGUUCCUGUCAUCAUAUCACGAGCCCUGGAGCUGUUCCUGGAGUCCCUCCUGACAAAAGCCUGUCAAGUCACCCAGUCCCGGAACGCCAAAACCAUGACGACAUCACAUUUAAAGCAAUGCAUUGAGCUGGAGCAGCAGUUUGACUUCCUGAAGGACCUGGUGGCGGCAGUGCCGGACAUGCAGGGUGAGGGAGAGGAGAACCACGCCGAAGGAGGAGAGAAGGUGGCCCGCAGAGGUCGAAAGCCGGGGUCAGGCCGCAAGAAUGGAGGAGCAGGCUCUAAAGGCAAGGACAAGAAGCUAUCAGGAACGGAGUCUGAGCAAGAGGAUGACUCAGAGGACAGCGAGACAGACGGAGAUGAGGAGGAUGGUUCUCAGUCAAGCACAAACCUUCAACCUCAGUCACGAUUCCACAGCCCAGACUCCAUGCCACCCCAGUACCUCCACAUGGGCACAGCACAGGGGGCUCUGGCCAUGCCCCUGGGCUCCUUUGCCCCCCACCCCUCGCUGAUUGGCACGGCGGCCCCGCCUCCGCCCUCUAUGCCGCACAAAGACGAAGACGACGACGACGAAGACUAUGACUCUUAGCUCCCCCCCCCCCCCCCCCGCGCUUUGACCUUUAAUUUUCCUCUUAAGUUGUUCUCUGGCGCGGCUACAUUGGCAGGGGAGGUGUGUCUAACAUGUAGCCCGUGGUUACGGGAGAGCCUCCUGACAACCGACCGUAAGGCACCUAGACACGACAGCCGUCACGGCGGAACACCAGUGAUCGGUCAUAUAUUGUGUUUUAAUUAUUCAUUUUUUAUUUUUUUUUAUUUUUUUUGGUUUUUAUUCUUAUUUUAUUGUGGAGAAAAUUUGAACCGUGUUGUUUUAUAAGACGGGUGGUUGCUCGAUUUGGACCGCCAAAACAAAUAGCAGUUGGUGUUUUGAAAAAGGCCCUGACCGGGCCAGUCCAACGACAAAUUUGAUUAUGAAGCCGUCGUCACCCCCCCCCCCACCCGCCCAUUUGGAGGUUAGACUUUAGUUAUUCUCUCGUGUGUCUCUCAGUUGUCUGUCUCACAGUGGUGUUCAGAGAAUAUAUCACUCCAGUUGUCAUUUCUGUUUUCAACCUCUUCUCAUGUACAGCUGAGAUCCACAAACUUCAACAUCCUACACAUCAUUUCUUGUGGAAGACCGCGCACAUAGACAUCUACUCAAAAUUACUUCAGAGCAGCAGUUGGUAGUAUUUUAAAAGUGAUGAGCACUUGCCUAUAGGGAAGGUAAAUGGGAUUAUUGUCUUUGAGGAUGACCAGGAAACAGUGGUUAAAUCGUGGUCUUGCACUACGGCGUGGUCUCCAUUUCCAACUAGUCCAAUUGUUGGGCUACGUAAGCCUUCUGAACGAAUUGGUUGUGAGAUGUAUUUUACUGCGGAUCAUGAAUUCUUCUGGAAGGGACUGCUGUGUGAAGCACACCCCCCCCCCCCCCCCUUUUCCAUUAGUCUUUAUGCUGGUAAUAUAUCCUCAUGAAGACCUUGGCCGUAAACCUCAACCAUAUUCACAUAGAAUUACGCUAAGGAGCGCACCAAUUGGAUGUUCUCUUGCAAUUUUGAGUGAUUGUUUUGACUGUGUUGUUUUGUACUCCCUCCUCCCAAACAACCGUCUCCCUGUUGAAGACCGAAGUGUCUAGACUGACUCUUAACAGACAGGCACUGUCUCUGCUCCUGGACCAUAACUUU
Molecule: messenger RNA, 2149 nt
Organism: Esox lucius (northern pike)
Lineage: Eukaryota; Metazoa; Chordata; Actinopteri; Esociformes; Esocidae
Gene: drap1
Product: DR1-associated protein 1 (negative cofactor 2 alpha)
Exons: 7
Coding region: 343-1026 (227 amino acids)
Biological process (GO): negative regulation of transcription by RNA polymerase II; transcription by RNA polymerase II; positive regulation of transcription by RNA polymerase II
Cellular component (GO): nucleus; negative cofactor 2 complex
Molecular function (GO): RNA polymerase II general transcription initiation factor activity; transcription corepressor activity; transcription coactivator activity
Source: RefSeq, a predicted model, not a curated record